Neofelis nebulosa (Clouded leopard) is the source of this 2326-nucleotide messenger RNA. It is a transcript of the gene C14H8orf76, whose product is annotated as chromosome 14 C8orf76 homolog. The transcript is spliced from 6 exons. Bases 51 to 1007 code for a protein of 318 amino acids. NCBI's taxonomy places the organism in Eukaryota, Metazoa, Chordata, Mammalia, Carnivora, Felidae. The record is from RefSeq and is a predicted model, not a curated record. Gene Ontology annotation, molecular function: protein binding.
GGCGCCGCUCUAGACUCCGCCUACUCCCGAAACCCGGCGGCUGGCGCGGGAUGGAGACUGGGUGCUGGUUGCUGGGGGGCGAGUUCGAGGACUCGGUGUUCGAAGAGAGGCGGGAGCGGCGGCCUGGACUGCCGGCGUCCUAUCGCGCCAAGCGCUGCGAGCCGCAGUGGUUUUAUGAAGAAACGGGGAGCAGUGAUGAUGUCGAAGCUCUAACUCUGAAGAAAUUCAAAGGGGACCUCGCCUACAGACGGCAAGAGUAUCAGAAAGCACUGCAAGAGUACUCGAGUAUCUCUGAAAAACUGCCAUCUACAAAUUUUGCCAUGAAAAGGGAUGUCCAGGAAGGCCAGGCGCGGUGUCUGGUUCACCUGGGAAGGCACACAGAAGCCCUGGAGAUCGCUGCAAACUUGGAAAAUAAAGCAACUAAUACAGACCAUUUAACCACUGUGCUCUACCUCCAAUUUGCUAUUUGUUCAAGUCUGCAGAACUUGGAGAAAACAAUCCUCUGCCUACAGAAACUGAUUUCUUUGCAUCCUUUUGAUCCUUGGAACUGGGGCAAAUUGGCGGAGGCUUACCUGCGUCUGGGGCCAGCUCUGUCAACAUUGUGUGCGUCAUCUCAAAAACAGGACGGUUUUACCUCCAGUGACAAAACCAUCAAAUCCUCCUUUACACACUCAGGAAAAGACUGUCUUUUGUGUUUUCCUGAAACGUUGCCUGAGAGCCCUGUGUUUUCUGUGGAAGCAAGCAGCAGUAAUAACCAGAAGAAUGAGAAAGCUCUGAAAAAUAUUCAGAACUGUGUGGCAGAAAAGAGAGAAGCAGUGUUGCUAGAGACUCAGUUGAAAGCGUGUGCCUCUUUUAUACGAACCAGGCUUUUGCUUCAGCUCACCCAGUCUCAGCAAACCUCGUUUGCUUUGGAGAGGAAUUUAAGGACUCAGCAGGAAAUUGAAGAUAAAAUGAAAGAGUUCGGCUUCAAAGAAGACACUUUGCUGUUGAUAGCUGAGGAGCAGUGACAAGUCUGGAAGGAUUUUCAGGAUGCAAGUGAUUUGAUCUGGUUUGAAUUUAAAAAUCUUUCUGUUCCUGGUGGAGAAAGCCCAGAGGUGGAAGGGCAGCUCAGGGCAGGAAUGGAAUCAGGGCCAGUUAGGUUCUCAUGCUGUGCCCACCAAGGCCCCACCCCUGGACCUGCCAUUAGGAAGUGGGAGCUUCCUCCUGGUUGACCCCCCGAGCACCUUCUUAGCUCAUGCUGAUCUUACAGCACAUAUCACACUGCUCUACAGCCAUUUAUCCAUAUUUUUUGAUGACAGAGAAGAGCUCUGUGUCCCCAGACCUGGCACAGUGCCUGUGCUGGGGUAAGACUUUCUACAAGAGCUUGACUGUUGAAAUACAUACAAGCCCCCCAACCUCACCCCCACCCCUCGGCUGAAGAUGCGGACAGAGCUCUUCGGUUUGAACUGGGUGCAACCAGGGCCAAAAUAUCUGAAGUCCAGGGAUAGCUGGAUUGAAAGAAUGAAAUAGAGACUGCUUUAACUGUGUUUUAACUGGAGACAACUCUGAGAGUCCCAAGGAAAAGGAUUUUCGGAAAGCCUGGCAAACAGGUCCCCCUUGGGAGCUGAGUGCAAAACAAGUUAUAGUUGCCGCCCUGCACUCUCUCUAGAUUCUUCAGUUCUCAGGAACGGCCUUGCAUGUCUUCAAGCCCACUGCCACCCUCCUCCUGACACCUCCCGUAUCCAGAGGACAAGCCCAGUAGCAGCGAGGACAAGCUCUCUCUAGGAGAGCCAGAGAUCCUAGCCAAGGAAACUGGUGACCCUGGGCCAAUCACCCACCCUCUCUGUGCCUCAGCUCCCCCAUCUGUCAACUGGAGGAAUAAUGCCUCCUCCAAAGGCUUGUCCAUCCUUACGAAAUGUCUGACCACACCUGGCCAAGGGUCUGGCACAAAGCUCAACAAGGUUGGCUCUGCUUCCUUCUGCCCCUACCAAGGGCAAGGGCCACCCCUGCGUGCUGAGCCCUGUAAGAGCAACUACAAAGGAAAACAGGCUUAACUCUCCCUAUUUAGAAUAAGAGGAGAGACUCUUCCUCCUCUUCCUUUUCUCUUCCAGAAUUUCUUUCUCUGUCCCUGAAGUCAGCAGAAGAAUCGAAUGAAGAGGCCUUUUGCUACAUUUCCCCAGUAACCACCUGGAGCUUAUACCCUUCUGUUCUACCACAAUUUCCACGACUUUCCGGGACUUUCUACUCUUCAUCAAAGCUCAUAUAAAAAAUGCUCAGGCUCAACCAUGUCUUAGGAUCAUUUCUUUAUGGAGGCUACAUAUGCCACAUAAAACUUAUAAACAAUCCA